AUGUUUUUUACCUUCAUUCUACCUGCCUUUGUGGCAGCCUUCGGGCUCUUCUGCUCGGCACAACCUCUAGAAGAGCGACAGUCCAAUGGAAAUCCCUUCAGCCUGUAUGCUUACGGUGAAGACAUCAAUGGAUUGCAUGUAUUCUAUGCUGAUGGUCAAGCUCAGAUUGGCGACAUGUCGCUGUCCAAUGCAUCUAACAAAGUCCCUAUGUAUGUGACUUACUCUAGCAAUGAUCGCACGACUUGGAUUGCCCACGCCAAUACAACGCAAUCCACCCGUACCUUCGCAGCACUCGGCUCGUCUACCACCUCCACCACAAACCUGCUGUGCUUGAAAGAAAGCAGUUCUGUUACCAACCCGGUCACAUUCAACAGCAUUAAUUCUGUUUCUAUCUCCAGUGCAGACACUGAGACGAUCACAAAUGCCUGGUCACUGUAUGGUUCAACUGUGCUGAUAAACCGAACCGGCGGAAACUUCUACGCAAAAUCAACCGGCAAGAAUGGGUGGUGGCACCUCGUGUGGAGUACUUCGGAUAACGCAGGCUUGGAAGCCACUGCUAUUAUCCUGAGAACAACUGCGCCUGUUUUGGAUUAG
This is a messenger RNA of Penicillium atrosanguineum, 594 nucleotides long. RefSeq lists its product as uncharacterized. Bases 1 to 594 code for a protein of 197 amino acids. NCBI's taxonomy places the organism in Eukaryota, Fungi, Ascomycota, Eurotiomycetes, Eurotiales, Aspergillaceae. The record is from RefSeq and is a predicted model, not a curated record. The transcript is spliced from 3 exons.